UAGGCGGGCUCAAUCCAGAGACUGUCCAAAAAGGAAAAAAAAAGCCUAUUCACAACCUCAACUUCUUGCUAUUUAUCUCCUGAUUUGGAAGCUGGACUGUCUCCUUUGGCUACGAUGAAGCGACCUUGCGAGGACACUACCUCAGAUAGCGAUAUGGACGAGACUAUAGACGUAGGGAGCGAAAAUAAUUACUCUGGGCCCAGUGCCAGUUCUGUGAUCCGGUCAAAUUCUCCUACUACAACAUCUCAGAUUAUGGCCAGGAAGAAAAGAAGAGGGAUUAUAGAGAAAAGGCGCCGGGAUCGUAUAAAUAACAGCUUAUCCGAACUGAGGCGACUCGUACCGACUGCUUUUGAAAAACAAGGAUCUGCCAAAUUAGAAAAAGCAGAAAUCCUGCAAAUGACAGUGGAUCAUUUGAAGAUGCUCCAGGCGACAGGCGGGAAAGGUUAUUUUGACGCUCAUGCUCUGGCCAUGGAUUUCAUUAGCAUUGGGUUUCGAGAAUGUUUAACCGAAGUUGCGAGAUACCUGAGCUCCGUGGAAGGUCUGGACACGGCGGACCCACUCCGAGUCAGACUGGUCUCCCAUCUCAGCUCGUGUGCUUCUCAGAGGGAAGCUGCCGCAAUGACCUCGUCCAUGGCGCAUCAUCCCCACCCUCUGCACCCUCAUCACUGGGCGGCUGCUUUCCACCAUCUCCCUACAGCUUUACUGCAGCAGAAUGGAUUACACCCCGCUGAUGUCUCCCCCUGCAGACUCUCCACAGCCUCAGAAGUGCCUUCCCACGGCUCGGCUCUACUCACUGCCACUUUCGCGCAUGCUGAUUCCACCCUCAGAGUGCCCUCGGCGGGCAGCGUCGCUCCUUGCGUCCCACCACUUUCUACCUCUCUCCUCUCACUUUCUGCCACUGUGCAUGCUGCGGCAGCAGCGGCGGCUCAGAGUUUCCCUCUGUCUUUUGCUGGAGCAUUCCCAAUGCUUCCCCCCAGUGCAGCAGCAGCAGCAGUGGCAGCCGCCACAGCACUUAGCCCCCCUUUGUCUGUUUCGGCAACCGCUAACUCUCAGCCACCCAGCAGUAAUGGAAACACUAAACCCUACCGACCUUGGGGCACUGAAGUUGGAGCUUUCUGAGUUUUCCCUUCAAAGCCUGCCCCAAACAUUCUGCAGUCAGAACAGAAAGUUCUUGCACAAAGCAUAGGUGGUUAGUAGCUCACGGAGCCGGAUGGAUUCUCAAGACACAGAAGGGGAAGAGCAAGUGAAUCUGCCAUAAGAUUGGUCAGAAUGGAGGUGUUUUUCUACUUCGUUUGAAUCAGACCUCAUACUGGAUGACCGUGGUCUUCAAAUGAUGUCCUGUGUCGCCAUUAAUCCUCUUGCUAUGCAUUUUUAUUUGCCAGGGAGGUGAUGUAUUAUAGCUCAGAAAGUCUUCCUGAAAGACAAGCCCUGUCCUAAAUGCUUAAGUGCCUGCCCUCUUCCGAAUAGGCGGUGUGUUUAUGUGUUACUUUGCAUCUUUUCUAAGGCAAAACCACCAUGCGAGCAUGCAAAUGAUGCUGGAGAGAUUUGGAAUCACAUAAUGAGAUCCAGAAUAGGGAUACAAUUUCUGAAUAAACUGCACACAGUAAGGCGGCAGUCCUUCAGCAUCAGUGGGACCCCACCAAGCUGUGCGCAGGGUUGAAUUUUAAGAAUAACAACGUUGCUGAGAUUGUAUAUACUUAAUCUCAUCUAGUUUACCUUCAUUGUGCAGAUCUAUCAAAUGUUUGCAAUGUAAUCUUGAUAAAAGUGCUAAACCUUCAGCGUGGUUUAAGAAGUUACAAGCCUCCUGGCACUUUCUGUAAAACCGUUGGUGUCAAGUUACACUCAAGUGUACAUAAGUUGACCAUCGAUUUUAUACCAACACAUUUUGAUAAAGUCACAGCUGAUUUGUCUGGUUCAUCUUUGCAAGCUAGAAAACAGCUUCCUUCAGACAAAAUGAAAGUCUUUUUUUUUCUUUUGUCACAGAAAGAGGUAUCAUUAAAUAGCUAUAAUACUUUACCCUUCGGCCAUACUUAACAAAAAAUUAUGGCAAUUUUAGUCCAGGAGAUCUGGAGGGAACCAGACUGUAAAAGAUUGAGCUGUAGUAUCAGCAGCAGGAACCUUUGGGUUGGUUUUUGUCACUGCUAUUUGGUUUUCUUUCUUUUUUUCUUUUCUUUUUUGUACGGGUUCAGUUCCCAACCCAGAGGAUGUAAGUUAUGUUUUUUUAACUACCCAUACAAGCAGUACUAUAAAAUGUUUUGCUUUGUUGUUAUUAUUAUUAUUACAGCAACAUGAAAUAACAUAAGUAUUUUAAUUCAUUGACUCAAGAGCUAGAGUUAAUGUUGGGGGAGGGCAAGUAAAAUAAAAGCACAGCAUGUAUUAUGCACUUCAUUUCUCUGCUGUGUGGAGAAAGCAAUAAACAUUGAGAAUGUUAAACAUUAUACAAAUGUACUUUUAAAAUAUUUGUUUUAAAAAUACUGUUCCUAGUUGGGAGAAGGGGCAAAUUGUUCAUUAUUUUGUUAACCCUUUUUUCUAUGCAAAAGUUUUUAUGUAUCACUAAUUAAAUGAAGUCCUUUUUUGACUGACUUCCAGAUAUUGUUUUGAUGUGACCACUGGAAGGGAAAAGAUUGAAUGUGUUAAAAGUUAAUGCAAACCCAAAUGGUGGUAGCUUCCUGGAGAGGGUGCAUUGUGUUGUGUAACUAAAAGUAUGUGCAGUAUAUUGUCUCAUUUAAGAUUCCAUUCAAUUUAGUUUCUUAAAUGUGUGGUGAAAGUAUGCUAAAUACAGUUUAGUGUUCAAAUCAAGACUAACUUGGAGCUAAAUAAGAAGUGAUAAGCACACAAUUAACUAUUGCCUGUUUGUUGAGUUGUUGAUGUAAGUGGAAGCUACAAUGGUGCUGAUCUGGACUGGGAAAGUUGCAGCCCAGGUGUUGGGCUGCAACUUUUGUUCCUGUAAUAGUCUACUCCAAGAUUGCUUUUUGCAUCUUCUGGAGGAAAGCUGCUGUCACUGAUAAUAAGAGUUUUUCUUCUCUGAGCAAAUAGUAGCUGCAAGGAGCUUGAUCUGGGCUAAGGAUAUGGGAGGAUUCGAUCCAGUUUCCCUCUGCUACAUAGUCCCUUGUCCUCAUCUUCACUGCAGGGCUGCCCCAUGAUCAACACUUGGUUUAGAUCUUCUACUUUUAGUUUAGCAUCACUUCCAGUUUGUCUUUAUAUUGAUUGAAAUUGUUUGCUGAUACUUAUCCUUCAUAGCCCAGUGUGUUCCAUUGUGGGAAUUGCAGCUGUUCAGAAUUUCUACAUCAAAACGAUUACCUCUGUGCCCAAAGGAGUAGCCAUGCAAAGCAAAAAAAAGUAUGUAGUGUUCACAUUUGUAGUUCUCAGUGGAUGAGCCAAUCAAAAAAGGAAAAAAAAUCUUCCAAGAGCCCAGGGCAGGGUUCUCAAUGUGUUUGAUAGCUAUAAAAAUGUUUCUUGCAACCUAUAGUUACAAAAAAUGUUACCUCCAACAUUAAGGGCUUUUACUUGAAGUGAUGGACUAUAUUUCUGCUUUUUUAAGUCAGUUAAGGAACUCUGAGAGGGAUUGGAGAAGAUUGUCUACACUGGGAUAGCCUCCUGUUUCAUAGUUUCUCUGUGUUUGCCUUUUUCUGUCUUACUGUAGAUAAUAUUAGGUAUUUGCAUCUUAUUCUCAGCUCAUUAUACUUUCAGUACUUUGCUGGUCAGUGACAGUAAUAAAGAUUAGUACAAUAACAAAGUUAAUUAAGAGACUAUAAUUUCACUUACAG
Python bivittatus (Burmese python) is the source of this 3767-nucleotide messenger RNA. It is a transcript of the gene HEY2, whose product is annotated as hes related family bHLH transcription factor with YRPW motif 2. Gene Ontology annotation, biological process: regulation of DNA-templated transcription. NCBI's taxonomy places the organism in Eukaryota, Metazoa, Chordata, Lepidosauria, Squamata, Pythonidae. Gene Ontology annotation, molecular function: DNA binding; protein dimerization activity. The record is from RefSeq and is a predicted model, not a curated record.